AUGCAAGAACAGACUUUCGGUAUAUUGAUAUCUAUCUAUCUAUCUAUCUAUCUAUCUAUCUAUCUAUCUAUCUAUCUAUCUCUGUGUGACUUCAUAUCUAUUUAUCUAUCUAUCUAUCUAUCAAUCUAUCUAUCUAUAAUCUAUCUAUCUAUCUCUCUAUCUAUCUCUAUAGGUUCUGACGUUUUAAAACUAUACUUAUUGCUCAUAUCUAUUACAAUCUAUCUAUCUAUCUAUCUAUCUAUCUAUAUAUCUAUCUAUCUAUCUAUCUAUCACAAUCUUUUGCUAUCUAUCUAUCUAGCUAGCUAUUACAUGAUCUUCACUAUAUAUGAUUCUCACUAUCAUUCUCUAUAUUCAAAUCUAUCUAUCUAUCUAUCUAUAUCACUAUCUUCACUAUAUAUCAUUCUCAUUAUGUAUCAUUCUCUAUAUUCAAAUCUAUCUAUCUAUCUAUCUAUCUAUCUAUCACAAUCUUUUGCUAUCUAUCUAUCAUUCUCUAUAUUCAAAUCUAUCUAUCUAUCUAUAUCACUAUCUUCACUAUAUAUCAUUCUCAUUAUGUAUCAUUCUCUAUAUUCAAAUCUAUCUAUCUAUCUAUCUAUCUAUCUAUCUAUCUAUCUAUCACAAUCUUUUGCUAUCUAUCUAUCAUUCUCUAUAUUCAAAUCUAUCUAUCUAUCUAUCUAUCUAUCUAUCUAUCUAUCUAUCUAUCUAUCAAAUUCUCUUCAUAUCUAUCACAAUCUUUUGUCUGUCUGUCUGUCUAUCUAUCUAUCUAUCUAUCUAUCUAUCUCAUUCUAUUCAAAUCUAUCUAUGUUCAUAUAUCUAUCCAUAAUUCUAUUCAUAUCUAGGUCUCACUCUCUCUUUCUAUCUUUCUCUCUCUCUCCAUCUGUCUAUCUAUCAGUUGAAGGGCCUAGUUUUGGCUUGAAUUAUAACAGACGCCCAAGGAAACGUGUAGAAUUUUACGAGUUCUUCGCUGGAAAUCGACUUCAUUUUUGA
Acanthosepion pharaonis is the source of this 984-nucleotide messenger RNA. NCBI's taxonomy places the organism in Eukaryota, Metazoa, Mollusca, Cephalopoda, Sepiida, Sepiidae. The record is from the annotation of a GenBank genome assembly.